This is a messenger RNA of Siniperca chuatsi (mandarin fish), 921 nucleotides long. RefSeq names its product C-X-C motif chemokine 13. The transcript is spliced from 4 exons. Gene Ontology annotation, biological process: neutrophil chemotaxis; inflammatory response; antimicrobial humoral immune response mediated by antimicrobial peptide. The record is from RefSeq and is a predicted model, not a curated record. Gene Ontology annotation, molecular function: chemokine activity; CXCR chemokine receptor binding. Gene Ontology annotation, cellular component: extracellular region. NCBI's taxonomy places the organism in Eukaryota, Metazoa, Chordata, Actinopteri, Centrarchiformes, Sinipercidae. Bases 74 to 376 code for a protein of 100 amino acids.
ACUCUACUCCAUUCACUUUCAAACACUCUCACAUCCUCAUUGGUGCUGCAAGAUCAAAACAACCGCCGAGACGAUGACCAAAUCACUGCUUCUGGCUACUCUGGCUCUUUGCUGCUGCAUCACCACUCUGCAUGCCUAUAUCCAGCCGGGGUGUCGCUGCAUACGGACGACCUCUUCUCCCGUUGCUGUCCGGGUUAUCCAGAAAAUUGAGGUGGUUCCUAUUUCUGGACGCUGUCGCCGAAUUGAAAUCAUAGUCACCAGGAAGAACAACUCUAAAGUUUGUGUCAAUCCAAACGUGAAGUGGAUCAACAAACUGCUCAGCGACUUGCAAAGCUCAACCACAGUGUCGCCCCCUGCUUCCACAAUCAACUAUUAAUCACAUUUUGCAGCAACAUUUGAUGUAGCAAUGGCUUCAUUUAUGUUUAUUAAGCUGUGAAUUAACUGUAGGAGGGCUGAGUCGCUGUCCAGCUUUAAGUAGAGUAGUUUUUCUUCAAUCGACUGGCCUUUCUGGUGCAACCCUUUUGGAAAAAUGCCUUCACAACUGUCUUAGUGCUUUACCCUUUUGACUAUAUAAUGUAUUAUUGGGGAAUUCAUUAAACAAGCAAAAAAACAUUAUUGCUGUUUGGAUACACAGACUCUGCUCUGAAAUAACAUGUUUUAAAUGUGUUAAUGUUACCAUUUUAUUGUCAAAAACCACAAAUCUGUACUGUGAAGUAAAUGUGUGAUUGUUUUAAUAAAGUCACUCAUCACACAAUUUACAAAAUAGAGAAUGCUUUCCUGUAAAUGUGACUAAAUAAUGUUAAUCAAAUCCUGCUGUCCACAUUGCACUGAUUAUAUUUUGGAUGGUGCUGUAACCCCUGACGUGUUUGUGUUGUAUCCAUGACUUUUUUAUCAUAAAGAAUAAAAGCACAUACAAAAAGA